CGAGGACCGAGGCUUCCGUUAGUUGCCCGUGAGUUCUGAUUCCCCCGUCCUGUGACGUGAGCGGCCCCCGAAAUUUUUAUGUGUUGGGCGGGGAGGCAGAGAGUCCAAGAGAGCCUUAACUGAAAGGAUGGAGUUGGGGAAUGGAAAACUGCUUAGGACCGGACUGAACUCACUGAAUCAGGCGGUGCAUCCAACUCACGGCCUUGCCUGGACUGAUGGGAAUCGAGUGAUCCUGACUGAUUUGCGGCUUCAGAGGGGAGAGGCCAAGUUUGGGGACUCCCAGGUCAUUGGAAAAUUCGAAUAUGUGUGUGGGGUUUCCUGGGCCCCCGUCAGCGUAGCUCACAUACCCACUCUGCUCGCCAUCCAGCACAAGAAGCAUGUCGCCGUGUGGCAGCUGUGUCCCAGCACUUCGGGUUCCAGCAAAUGGCAGAUGUCUCAGACCUCUGAAAUCCGAGAAUCCCUCCCAAUCCUUCCUCAGGGCUGCCUGUGGCACCCGAGAGAUGCUGUCCUGACUGUGUUGACGGCGCAGGAUGUUUCCGUUUUCCCUAACAUUCACUGCGACGGUUGCAGAGUGAAAGUGGACAUCAACACCAAGGGCCGAAUUUACUGUGCCUGUUGGACCCUGGAUGGCCAGCGGCUGGUGGUGGCAGUAGACAGCAGCCUUCAUUCUUAUAUGUGGGACAGCUCUCAGAGGUCUCUCCAGAGCUGCUCCUUCUGCCCAGUGCUCCAAGUGGGCCGCUCCAUUCGCUCCAUCGCAGCCACCGAGGACUCACAGGUUGCUAUAGCCACUGAGCUUCCACUCCAUAAGCUUUGUAGCUUAAAUGCGGCUGAAGCCUUUGCUGUCCCACCCAACGGUGAAGAUGCUGGCGUGCGCUCUUUUCCUGUCGGGGAAAUGCCCCCUGGGGAAAUGAAUUCUGGAGUGAUGGUCUCUCCCUUUUCAGAUCCUCUGGAUCUGACUCACAUCCACUUCAACCCAUCUCCAGUUGAGGAGAGUUCUCUUGUUUGUGUCAGAAAAACUGACUACGUGACAGGUACAGGCCAGGACUCUUCACACUUGAUCUUGGUAACCUUUAAGAAAGCAAUUACCAUGACAAAAAAGGUUGCCAUUCCAGGCAUUCUGGCUCCUGAUUUGAUAGCAUUUAACCUGCCAGCACAGCUAGUGGCUGUGGCUUCCAAUACCUGUAACAUCAUUUUGAUCUAUUCCACCAUUCCAUCCUCUAUGCCAAACAUCCAGCAGAUUCAGUUAGAGAGUAACGAAAGACCAAAAGGCGUAUGCUUCCUAACAGACAGAUUUUUAUUAAUUUCUGUAGGGAAACAAAAGCCCACUGAGACUACAUUUCUUCCUUCCUCAGAAUCUGAUCAGUAUGCUGUUCGCCUGGUAGUUAGAGAGGUAACAUUGGGAAGAGAAUCUUCUGGAACGCCUGCUGAAAGUCAGGACGCUUAUUCUGCCUUCAACACUCUGUUGAAUAAAGUAGACAGAGAAAAGUUUCUUGAGAGCCUUUCGCCGGGCUUGAGUCCCCUGAGCUCAGGACUCUUGCUGACAGCUAACACCAGUACUCAGGGUGGGAGGUCUGGAAGAGCCCUUAUUCAGGAGAUUACAAGUCCCUCGUCCCCUCUGUCCUGCGAUUCCAUUGUACGAGAAACCCCUCACACAUCCUCCUGGCUUUGGCCCGGAUUGCCUAGACCCAGCAGGACACCAGACCAUACCAGCACCUCAGAGCCAAAUUUACCUCAAACACAGAACUUAGAAAAAGAAAAGGAAACUUGCCCACACUCCAGGGAGCUGGAAGUUCUAUCUAGGCACCUGGCUGGAAUGCAGCAGUGCCUUUUUGAACUCAUGGAUUUUCUACACAAGGAAAAGCGGUUCUCUCCAAUGUAUCCACUCUCUCAGGACCCUCCCUAUGUUCACCUCAUUUACCAGAAACCUUCUGUGGGUCCUGCUGAAGAAAGAGCCGUGCUUCUCUGUGAUGGCAAACUGAGGCUCAGCACUGUCCAGCAGAUGUUUGGCCUCUAUCUCGUUGAAAUGCUGCACAAUUCCCAUUGGAUCCUCCUCUCUGCCGACAGCCAAGGUUUCAUCCCAUUGACUUUCGCAGCCUCCCAGACGGUCGUGGUGAGAGAUGGCAGCCUGUCCAAGCCAGAGCUGGCUAGGGGCUCUCCUUCUCACAAUCGGGAUCCCAUUCUGCCACCUGGAGGCUUUGGAGACCUUGCCACACAGAACGCAGAUACUGCUGGCUGUUUCAGCAGUGUGGCCUGAGGGCUGUAUCUGCUCCACCAGCUUCCCUAGGACUGCGGACUGCUGGGCAGCAGGGCGAGUGCUUGCUUGUGUGCUCCUGACUGUGCCACUUGGAGGACAGAAUUCCAAGAACAAAACCAUACUGUGUCACCAUGUGGAUUGUAUCCUACAACAUUUCUCCAAGGCCUUGCUUCCCUGAAGCUGGGUUCAGACUGCCUGGAGCGAGUGCAUCAUGGGAUACUCUGGUGCAGUGGUAGGCCUUUGCCUUGCUUUAAAUGUGCAGGUGAGGAGAGCCACUGGGGAGCCUGUGCUUCAACACAGCCUUUUAACCCAUUCCCCAGGCAGCAGGAAACCAUUGCAGAGGAAGUCAGAGACCCGCUUCACCCUCAGGACUGCCUGGAUCAGGAGGAUCAGUUCAGAGGAUGGCCUCCCUCCCUGGAUUUAAAACCAACUUUUUUUUUUUUUUGAUUUUUCGAGACAGGGUUUCUCCGUAGCUUUUGGUUCCUGUCCUGGAACUAGCUCUUGUAGACCAGGCUGGCCUCGAACUCACAGAGAUCCGCCUGCCUCUGCCUCCCGAGUGCUGGGAUUAAAGGCGUGCGCCACCACCGCCCGGCUAAAACCAACUUUUUUGAGUCCGUUGACAAUUCUAGCCAAUAAGGUCCAGAUAUUGCUUAAAAAAAAAAAAAGUGCUGUGGGCAACAAAAUAAGAUAAAAUAAAAUGUUAAGAUUUGACCCCCUCUGGCCUCCGCCUGAUUGUGUGCCAUUGCCCACCUGGUGAGAC
This is a messenger RNA of Microtus oregoni (creeping vole), 3014 nucleotides long. It is a transcript of the gene Wdcp, whose product is annotated as WD repeat and coiled coil containing. The transcript is spliced from 4 exons. Gene Ontology annotation, molecular function: kinase binding. The coding region runs from base 128 to 2254 and encodes 708 amino acids. Lineage: Eukaryota; Metazoa; Chordata; Mammalia; Rodentia; Cricetidae. The record is from RefSeq and is a predicted model, not a curated record.